AUGGCCCCCUCGGCGGAAAACCACAGUCGGUCACAUAGCCUCUUACUAUUCCAGAAGCUGCUCAACCUGAGGGAUGGCGCGAGCCCUUUGACCUUGGUGCUGGACAGUCUCGAGCAAGGCGCCGCGCCAGUCCUUCGGGAGUUCGUCUCCAGAGCCAAGGUUGCAAAAGCCAAAGUAAUUCUGCUGUCUUUCGCGACGCUCAAACGCCCACGAGGCGUGGACGUCGUCGUCAGAGCCCGCGGCAAAACCCUCAAGGCCCUGAGAGCAGAGAUUCUUUCACAUUAUCCCAAGAUAGACCCUACGGCAGUCAAGGGUGCAUCUCCGUCUCAAAAAACGGUAGUCCUGCUCGACUCCCUCAACGAGCUCGCCACAGCUGCGUCACAGGUCCUGCCCAGCUUCCUCUCCAGCAUCAUCAUGCCCGCCGUGUCGCUGGUGGCCGUCUACCACACCGACGUGCCCCUCGUCCUCUCGCGCGCUGUGAGUGAAUACGAGCCGCACCCACUGACGGUGCUCUCUCACUUGGCGACCUCGAUCCUGAGGCUCUCGGGCCUAAGACAGGAGAUUGAGCGCCAAAAGGCGCGGAACAGGAGUUUGCAGGAGCCCGAGUGGGGGCUGGGGGAAGGGCGGGAGGGCGUCCUCGUCGGGCUCAAGGGCGACGUCAAGUCUGAGGAUUAUCACGGCGUCGUGGUCGAGAUGGAGGUCAGGCGGCGUAGCGGGCGGGCCAUGGCGGAGAAGUUUGGUAUCUUGCCACAGAAGUUACAGCAGGUUUCUUCCUCCGCCGCUUCUACUGCUGCUGCAAAGGGGUCGAGGAUCUUCCUCCUCUCGGAGCACCCCGUUUUCGCUGCCCCUGAGGGUUCUGGAGAGGCAGAAGCAGGUCGCGGAGAGGAUGAGGAGCCGGAGAGCACGUUCAACCUGGGUCUCACAGAGAAGCAGCGUAGGGACAGGGAGGGUAUUGUUCUUCCUUACUUUGACGCCCAAACGGACAUAGGGGCUGGCGAGGGUGGCAGGAUCCUGUAUGAGAUGGGUAGGGAGGAUGACUUUGAUGACGAGGAGGAUGAGAUUUAG
Messenger RNA from Colletotrichum tamarilloi, 1065 nucleotides. RefSeq names its product histone acetylation protein 2. Gene Ontology annotation, biological process: tRNA wobble uridine modification. Bases 1 to 1065 code for a protein of 354 amino acids. Gene Ontology annotation, cellular component: elongator holoenzyme complex; nucleus; cytosol. NCBI's taxonomy places the organism in Eukaryota, Fungi, Ascomycota, Sordariomycetes, Glomerellales, Glomerellaceae. The record is from RefSeq and is a predicted model, not a curated record. Gene Ontology annotation, molecular function: tRNA binding. The transcript is spliced from 3 exons.